UAGGUCGAAUCUUUGAAUUACCUUUUCGCAUGGUGGUGAUGGUGGUCGCGUAUUCGCGUCAUUCUCUCAUAUAUUUACUGAUUUUCGUCAGAGCUGGUGAGAGCGAAUCGGCAGACAGUGCAAGGCGAUUCAAGUGAAUCGUUCUGAUACAAUUACGUGGAUAUUUUGAACGCUCGCUACAUAUAUACCUAAAUGUCUGAAUCCGAUCUAUUAGCUGGUGACCACAUUGAUGGUCUAGAUGGUCUUGAAAAUGGCCAAGAUGGAGAUACUAUUAUGCAGUGUGAUGGCGUGAAACGUGAUUUAGGCGAAGCAAACGUUGACGAUCCUGAAUUAGAAGCGAUUAAAGCACGAGUAAGAGAAAUGGAAGAGGAAGCUGAAAAAUUAAAGCAACUCCAAUCUGAAGUAGAUAAGCAGAUGAAUAUGGGUAGUCCACCUGGUAUUACAAGUCCAUUAAAUAUGUCAUUAGAAGAUAAAAUGGAAGUUGAUAAUCGGUCCAUUUAUGUCGGCAAUGUUGAUUAUGGCGCUACAGCAGAAGAAUUGGAGCAACAUUUUCAUGGCUGUGGAAGUGUCAAUAGAGUUACAAUCUUGUGUAAUAAGUUUGAUGGUCACCCUAAAGGAUUUGCUUAUAUUGAAUUUGCCGAACGUGAUUCUGUACAAACCGCAAUGGCCAUGGAUGAGUCUAUGUUCAGAGGACGUCAAAUUAAAGUAAUGCCUAAAAGAACAAAUAAACCUGGUUUCUCUAUGACAAAUAGGGGUCCCAGAGGUGCAAGAGGCUAUCGAGGUAUGGCUAGAGGAAUUAUUCGCGGUAGUGCAUACUUUGGAUACAGGCCUACAAGGCGUCCUAGGAGUUACAGACGUGGUUACUAUAUGCCAUAUUGACCAUUUUAAAGUGUGGCAACAUUAUUUUACAAGUGUCAAG
This is a messenger RNA of Atta colombica, 919 nucleotides long. RefSeq names its product polyadenylate-binding protein 2-B-like (gene Pabp2). NCBI's taxonomy places the organism in Eukaryota, Metazoa, Arthropoda, Insecta, Hymenoptera, Formicidae. The record is from RefSeq and is a predicted model, not a curated record. The transcript is spliced from 7 exons. Gene Ontology annotation, molecular function: RNA binding. Bases 193 to 879 code for a protein of 228 amino acids.